Thermochaetoides thermophila DSM 1495 is the source of this 693-nucleotide messenger RNA. Its product is annotated as NADH-ubiquinone oxidoreductase-like protein. The record is from RefSeq and is a predicted model, not a curated record. Gene Ontology annotation, molecular function: 4 iron, 4 sulfur cluster binding; quinone binding; NADH dehydrogenase (ubiquinone) activity. Gene Ontology annotation, biological process: aerobic respiration; electron transport coupled proton transport; mitochondrial respiratory chain complex I assembly. NCBI's taxonomy places the organism in Eukaryota, Fungi, Ascomycota, Sordariomycetes, Sordariales, Chaetomiaceae. The transcript is spliced from 3 exons. Bases 1 to 693 code for a protein of 230 amino acids.
AUGAUCUCGUCGGCGAGGACAGGCGCCUCGCUUAUUCUGCGAGCGCGCCCGGCGACCCAACUUAUCCCCCUCCGCGCCGCCGCCGCCGCCCACCUCUCUUCCUCCGCUCGCACCCAGGCUGCUGCCACCUCCUCGUCGACCGCCGUCGAGCCCUACCCCGGCUAUGAACUACGCAAGUCGCUGCGCAAGGAGGUGCCCCUGCCCAGCCAGGAGGGAACCAAGGGCCUGGUGCAGUAUGCCCUGACCACACUCGAUAUCAUAACCAACUGGGCGCGUCAAGGCUCCUUCUGGCCCAUGACCUUCGGUCUGGCUUGCUGCGCCGUGGAAAUGAUGCACCUCUCCACCCCGCGCUACGACCAAGACCGUCUCGGCAUCAUUUUCCGUGCCUCGCCCCGCCAGUCCGACGUGAUGAUUGUGGCCGGCACGCUGACCAACAAGAUGGCGCCCGCGCUGCGCCAGGUGUACGACCAGAUGCCUGACCCGCGCUGGGUGAUCUCCAUGGGUUCGUGCGCCAACGGCGGUGGAUACUACCACUACAGCUACAGCGUGGUGAGAGGUUGCGACAGGAUCGUGCCGGUCGAUGUGUAUGUUCCCGGCUGCCCGCCGACGAGCGAGGCGUUGAUGUACGGGAUCUUCCAGCUGCAGAGGAAGAUGAGAAAUACCAAGAUUACGAGGAUGUGGUAUAGGAAGUAA